CUUAUUUUUGCAUUUUACGGGUCAAAUGGGGUAUGAAAAGAAAGCUAAGGGUCUAAUUAGGGUAAUGCAAUCGCCAAAAUUCACAAUCCAUUUCGCUAAAUUAGGUUUUUUCGCAAAUGAAAAUUUCUUGCUUUUUUCGCAAAUGAAAAUGCAGAAAUAAGUAUUUUUAUAGAUAAUUAGUACCACUGAGAUACCGCUAGAUGUCGCCACCAUGUUCAUUUUGUGACAGUUCGCACUAAUUACGAAAAAAACCUAAUUAAGAGGAAUAAUUUGCGAACUUUUUUAUAUACCUCCGUAAAAUUAGACUCCCUGCUUUCUUUCUAUGUGUGUUUUGUCCUAGAAAAACGUAUGUGUAAAUAGUUGAAUUUUUUUUCAAUAGAUCGAAGGAUGUCCUUGUCGCACACUAUUGCUUUCCUUGUCUAGCGUCAUUAGACAAGGAGCGCGCGACAAGACAGACACAUACGCGCCGUAGACAAAAAGGGUAACAACGUGCGACAGUUUUAUUUGCUCUUAUUACUAUUUUACUGUAUUUUAGUUAACUUAAGUUGUAAAAAAAGCAGCGUCCAUUUAAUUCUUCGUUUAUCAAACAUAAGUAGUAUUUUAAUAGAAGAUAUUGUUAUAUUAAUUUGUUAUAGAAUAAUACUACAAUAUAGUUUUGAAUUAUUAAUAUGGAAACUGUUGAGGAAUUUCCUUUUCCUUUCCCACCAUAUCCAAUACAAACUCAAUUUAUGAAAGAAUUGUAUAAAUGUUUGGAAAAUGCUCAAUUAGGAAUCUUUGAAAGUCCAACUGGCACUGGUAAAUCUAUGUCAAUUAUUUGUGGUGCAUUAAAGUGGUUACUUGAUUACGAAGAAUUGCAAAAGAAUCAAUUGACAACUGCAAUUUUUGAACUUGAUGAACAAAUCAAACAAUAUACUAACUCUUCUGAUAAUUGGUUUUCUGUACAAACUCAACAAAUAGAAUUAAAUAAUAAAAAGCAAGCAUUACAAACAAAAUUAAAUAAUAUUAUUCAAUAUGAGCAAAAAAAGAAUGUUUUAAGAGAAAAAAGUAAAAGUAUGAAUAAUAAGAGAAAGGAUUUGUCUAAUAAAAAUAUAACAAAUUCUACGAAGGAUGAACAUGAAGCACAGAAUGAUCCAGUUGAUAAAAUUAAUGAAAAAGAAAGUAUUGAAGAAAGAUUACUUCUGGAAGAUCUAGAGCAUUCAGGAAGUUCUGAAGAUGAAGACAAAGAGGAAAUUUAUGAAAAUGUAAAAAUUUUCUUUUGCUCUAGAACUCAUUCUCAAUUAUCCCAGUUUAUAGGAGAACUCAGGAAAAGUCCUUAUUCAAAAAAUGUAUCUGUAAUAACAUUAUCAUCUAGGCAAAAUUAUUGCAUUAAUAAAAAUGUAAAAAAGUUAAAACAUUUAAAUUUAAUGAAUGAAUGCUGUUUGCAAUUACAAAGGAAAAAGGCAACUGUUAGAGAUGAAAAAGAUCUUAAAAGAAAGAAGAUAACCAAUAAUUGCCCUUUUCUGCCAGGAAAUCAAGAUUUAUUAAUAGGAGAAAGCUUGACAGAGAUUCAGGAUAUUGAAGAAAUUGUCCAAAAAGGAGAAAGUCUUAAUACUUGUGCAUAUUAUGCAUCAAGAAAAACAGUUCCAUACAGUCAACUGAUACUAGUACCAUACAAUACUAUAUUGCAUAAAAAUACUAGAAUUAACUCAGGGAUAAAUUUGAAAGGAAAUAUAUUAAUAAUUGAUGAAGCACAUAAUUUACUUGAAGCCACUGAAAAUGUACAUAGUGUUAUGAUUACAGGCAGAAAUUUAUUGCAUUGUUAUAGUCAACUUUCUCAAUAUCAAAAAAGAUUUCAAACAUUAUUCUCAGCUAAAAAUGUUUUGAACUUAACUCAACUAAGUUUCUGUUUGAGAAAACUUAUAACAGUUUUAGGAGCUACUACAAAAUCAAAUCCUGAUGAUGCUACAAAUGCAGAAACAUCACCAAAGUUAUAUAAAAUAGAAGAAUUUGAAGUAAUGACAGAAAUUGAUACAGUAAAUAUAUUUGAAUUGUUGAAAUUUAUUAAAAAUUCUCAAUUAAGUCAUAAACUAGAAGGAUUUAUAGAACAAUAUAAUACAAAUUUAAAAACUCAUAAUUAUAAUACAAAGACAUCUGGCAUAAAACAAUUUUUGCAUUCAAUUAAAACAAACAGCACAAAAUCUGAUACAGUGAUAGAUGUGCGACCAAAAGAAGAACAAACAAAUAAUCCAAUAAUAGCGAUUAUAAGUUUUUUAGAAUGUUUACAAAGCUGCUGUAGUGAUGGACGCAUAUUUAUCAUUCCAGGUCCAACUGUUGGACAAAGUAAUAUAAAAUACCUUCUGUUAAAUCCAGCAGCACAUUUCCAUGAUAUUGUUCGAGAUGCUAGAGCUAUAAUAUUAGCUGGGGGAACAAUGGCACCAAUGAAUGAGUUUACAGAACAAUUAUUUAUAGCAGCUGGUGCUCCACCUGAAAGAAUUAUUACAUAUUCAUGUGAUCAUGUUGUUUCUGAAGAAAACAUAGUUUGUAACAUUAUAACUCAUGGACCAACUGGCAUUGAAUUCGAGUUUAAUUUCCAAAAUCGAGAAAAUAUAAAAUUGUUAGAUGAAUUAGGAAGAGCAUUAUUAAAUCUAUGUAAUAUCAUACCAGCUGGAAUUAUAGUAUUUUUACCUUCCUAUAAUUUUGAAGAACUAAUAUAUAAACAUUUAGAAAAAUCUGGUAUUAUUACAAAACUUUCCUUAAAAAAACAUGUUCUUCGAGAACCUAAAUUAGCUUCUCAGAUACAUGAAAUUUUAGAACAAUAUUCACUUCACGUAAAAAAACCAAAAACUCCACAAAAUGGAUCAUUAUUGUUUAGUGUAGUUGGAGGAAAAUUAAGUGAAGGAUUAAAUUUUUCUGAUGAUUUGGGAAGAUGUGUUAUAGUUGUAGGAAUGCCUUACCCUAACAUCAAGUCAUUAGAAUUACAAGAGAAAAUUAAAUAUUUAAACGAAAAUGUUAAAUCAGAUGCUGGUCAAAACUUCUAUGAAAAUUCAUGUAUGAAAGCAGUAAAUCAGUGUAUUGGACGAGCUAUUCGACACAUUAAUGAUUAUUCAACUAUAAUAUUAUUAGAUAAACGCUAUACUUGUAAAACGAAAGCACUUCCACAUUGGGUUCAACGUACAGUAAUUGUUCAUAAAAAGUUUGGUAGCACAAUGAGUGCUGUAGCUAAAUUUUUUAAUAAAAAGAAAAUUGAUAAAAAAAGUAACUGAUAAAAAAUAA
Molecule: messenger RNA, 3252 nt
Organism: Frieseomelitta varia
Lineage: Eukaryota; Metazoa; Arthropoda; Insecta; Hymenoptera; Apidae
Product: ATP-dependent DNA helicase DDX11
Exons: 7
Coding region: 669-3242 (857 amino acids)
Biological process (GO): establishment of sister chromatid cohesion; nucleobase-containing compound metabolic process
Cellular component (GO): nucleus
Molecular function (GO): DNA helicase activity; DNA binding; hydrolase activity, acting on acid anhydrides, in phosphorus-containing anhydrides
Source: RefSeq, a predicted model, not a curated record